AUGGCCGCCAUUGCUAACAGGAUUAGCUCUGAUACAGCGAGGUACGAAAAUGUAGCAAUUCAACUCCAUGAAGACGACGACGAAGAAGAAGAUGAUGGUGAUGAUGAUGAAACUAAGAAUAAUGAAAAAUCCGAGCCAGACGAAGAUGUUGAAUCCAAUAUGUCCUCAUUUGAAGCUCUUUUAGAAACAGAGAUUGAACCAAAAUCAGAUCAAAAGCAGGAAAUUCAUCAAGAAAAGGGGACAUUGCCGGAAUGCUUGCUGUUGAUGAUGAGCGAGCCGAAGCUGUCAAUGGAGGUCUCCAAAGAAACGUGGGUUUGCUCCACCGACUUCAUUCGGCUGGAUCCGGAGCGCCCAAGGAGGGCCGCCGCCAAAGCCGAUGCAGAGCCUCCAAUGGUGAAGAAGAGGGCCUUUGUGGAGAAGUCGAAGCCCCGAGUUCCUGAGCCGCCAAAGAGGAACAGCGACUCGCAGCCGGCGCGGUCGUCGUGCUCUCUGCGGGCCGACGGGAAGUGCGAGCUGCUGGAGCUGACUAGGUGCAAGUCGGAGCCGUCGUUUUAG
This is a messenger RNA of Salvia splendens (bonfire salvia), 555 nucleotides long. Its product is annotated as rRNA biogenesis protein rrp36. The record is from RefSeq and is a predicted model, not a curated record. Lineage: Eukaryota; Viridiplantae; Streptophyta; Magnoliopsida; Lamiales; Lamiaceae. The coding region runs from base 1 to 555 and encodes 184 amino acids. The transcript is spliced from 2 exons.